Molecule: messenger RNA, 1505 nt
Organism: Quercus lobata
Lineage: Eukaryota; Viridiplantae; Streptophyta; Magnoliopsida; Fagales; Fagaceae
Gene: RHL2
Product: Spo11/DNA topoisomerase VI, subunit A protein
Exons: 2
Coding region: 26-1300 (424 amino acids)
Biological process (GO): meiotic DNA double-strand break formation; DNA topological change; reciprocal meiotic recombination
Cellular component (GO): nuclear chromosome
Molecular function (GO): ATP binding; DNA binding; DNA topoisomerase type II (double strand cut, ATP-hydrolyzing) activity
Source: RefSeq, a predicted model, not a curated record
UCUCUCUCUCUCUCUCUCGGUGAAAAUGGCGGAUAAGGGCAAAAGGAAACGCCGCCGUGCCGAAGCGGAUUCCGACGAAGAAACCCGACUCCCAUUCAAGAACAAACUAAAACCCGACUCCGCCAUCCUCGAAAUCCUGAAAGACCUCACCGCAGCCACCGCCGCCGCAUCCUCCUCCUCCUCCAAAACCCUAACCCUAGCCGACAUCGACCUAGACGCCAAAUGCCGCGAAGUCUCCGAGCUCAACCUCCUCUCCGUCCAAUCCGAAAUCGAAUCCCAAAUCCUCAAAAUCGCCCGCUCCAUCCUCGCCGGCAACGGCUUCGGCUUCGACGUCCCGUCCCGCUCCGCCACCAACCAGCUCUACGUCCCCGAGCUCGACCGCAUCGUGCUAAAAGACAAAACCACCCUCCGCCCUUACGCCAACAUCUCCACCGUCCGCAAAACCACCAUCACCACCCGCAUUAUCCAGCUCGUCCACCAGCUCUGCGCCAAGAACAUCCACGUCACCAAGCGUGACCUCUUCUACACCGACGUCAAGCUCUUCCAAGACCAAUCGCAAUCCGAUACCGUCCUCGACGACGUCUCCUGUAUUCUCGGCUGCACUCGAUCGAGCCUCAACGUGAUCGCCGCCGAGAAAGGCGUCGUCGUCGGGAGGCUGAUUUUCAGUGACAAUGGCGAUAUGAUUGAUUGCACGAAAAUGGGAAUGGGCGGGAAGGCGAUACCGCCUAAUAUUGAUCGAGUUGGGGAUAUGCAGAGUGAUGCUCUGUUUAUUCUCUUGGUUGAGAAGGAUGCUGCUUAUAUGAGAUUAGCUGAGGACCGGUUUUAUAAUCGAUUUCCGUGUAUAAUUAUCACGGCUAAGGGCCAGCCUGAUGUGGCUACCAGGUUGUUUUUGAGGAAAAUGAAGAUGGAGUUGAAGCUUCCUGUUCUUGCUCUUGUGGAUAGUGAUCCAUAUGGGUUGAAGAUUUUGUCGGUUUACGGGUGUGGUUCGAAGAAUAUGUCUUAUGAUAGUUCAAAUUUGACUACGCCGGAUAUUAAGUGGCUGGGGGUUAGGCCGAGUGAUUUGGAUAAGUAUAAGAUACCGGAGCAGUGUAGGUUGCCGAUGACAGAGCAGGAUAUUAAGACCGGGAAGGAUUUGCUGGAGGAGGAUUUCGUGAAGAAGAAUCCCGGGUGGGUUGAGGAGUUGAGUUUGAUGGUGAAGACAAAGCAGAAGGCGGAAAUUCAGGCACUGAGUACGUUUGGGUUUCAGUACUUGUCUGAGGUUUACUUGCCGCUGAAGCUGCAGCAGCAGGAUUGGCUGUGAGUUUCUUUUUGGCUUUUGGUUUGUAAUGGUAAUUCUAUGUAUCCCUUGUUUUCUUGUUUGUUUAGUUUAGUGGUGAUGAAAUUUCAAUGUAUCUUUUAUAAUGCUAGCAAUUUAAGUGCUUUGAGAUGCAUUCGCGUCUAAAUUGGGAAACUGGCCAAUUUGAAAAGAGGCAAAAGGAAAAAUGAGAAGAAGGCUGUUUCUAUUU